Messenger RNA from Astrephomene gubernaculifera, 2454 nucleotides. The record is from the annotation of a GenBank genome assembly. Lineage: Eukaryota; Viridiplantae; Chlorophyta; Chlorophyceae; Chlamydomonadales; Astrephomenaceae.
CAUAUGGAUGCUGCAUGUGGGGUAGGAAAAAGUACCAAACCAAACAUCAACCGAACGUGUGCGUAACAUACAUAAGCAUAUAUUAUAUAGGUUUUCCUCGGUGCUUACCUAACCGAACAAGCUCCUUGCUGGAGCCUGAAAACAUUCAUACUGUAGGGAAAACUAUUUGUCCAACCUGCGGGCCUUCUUUUCCAGGACAUAGUGUUUCCAUACAUACAACCAGACUUCGCGCAAAGCAACUUCCCUACGCGAAUAUCUGUAGCCGCCUGGCGCCAUGGACGCAAACACGAUGCAAUUCGCUAUGGAGCAAAUGAGGAAGAUGCCUCCAGAACAGUUACAGGCAAUGAUGCGCAACAUGCCACCGGACAUGAUGGCGCAAGCUAUGGCACAAAUGAACAACAUGAAACCGGAGGAUUGGGAGCGAGCAAAGCGGGAGAUGGCAAACAUGGAUCCGGACACGAUGGCGCGGCAAGCAGCGCAAGCGCAGGCGCAGAUGGCGGGGCGAACACAGUAUGUUAUUAAUGCCAGCAACCAGCUGAAGCAGGAGGGCAACCAGCUGCACAGCCGCGGCGAGUACGGCAAGGCUGUUGAGAAGUACGAACGCGCCAAGUCCAACAUAGAGUCCCUCACCAGCCAGGAGGCGCGCGACCUGGCCCGCGCCUGCACCCUCAACCUCAGCAGCUGCUACCUCAACCUGAAGCAGUACGACAAGUGCCUGGAGCAGUGCAACCAGGUGCUGUCAGGCGAGCCCGACAACCUGAAGGCGCUCUACCGCCGCGGCCAGGCACACAUGGGCAGCGGCGCCUGGCUGGAGGCGGCUGCGGACCUGGAGCGGGCGCUGCGGUUGGCCAAGGAGACGGACCCCUCGCAGACGCAGCCCAUCAGGGACAAGCUGCAGGAGACGAAGGACCAGAUCAGCGCGCUGCGGGCCGCGGGGAAGCUACCCGCAGCAGCUGCAGCGGCCGCGGCGUCAGCACCACCACCGCCGGCCAGUGCUGCUGGCGCUUCCAGUAGCAGCAGCACAGCAGCAGCGGCCACGUCAACAACGCCGGCGUCUGGGAAGGCGACCGGCGGCAGCAGCGGCGCGGCUGCUGGUAUGGAUCCUGAGAUGAUGGCUCGGGCGUCCGAGAUGAUGCGCAGUAACCCGGAGAUGUUGAAGCAGGCGCAGGAGAUGAUGCGCGGCAUGAGCGAUGAGCAGCUGCGGGGCAUGGCGCAGCAGAUGGGGGUGGAUGUGCCGCCCGAGGCGCUGCGGGGCGGCAUGGGGAAUGUGGACAUGGACUUGAUGUCUAAGGUGGCGCAGCUGCAGGCAGAGUUGCCUCCCGACCUGCGGGGUCCGGAGGCGGCUCGCAACCCCGAGUCCAUGAAGCGGGUGGCAGACCUGUUGGCCAAGAAGCCCGAGCUGGCUGCAAGCAUGGGACAGGUGCUGACCUCAAUGGAUGCGGACAAGCUGCAGGAGAUGUCUCGUGCGGCGGGUCUACCCCCCGGCGUGACAAUCACGCCGGAGAUGGCCAAGGCCGCAGCGGAGAGCUUCCAACGCAUGUCGCCGCAGGAGGUGCAGGCAGCCGUGCAGGCGGUAUCCGGCAUGCCGCCUGCAGCAGCAGCAGCAGCCGCUUCCGCAGCUGCUGCCAGCAGUGCACGGGAGUCCUCGGGGGCCGCUGCCAGCACCAGCGGCCGGGAAGCGCCCGGUGCCGCGCUGCCCGCGAUGGACCCACGGGUCGCUGCGGACAUGCUGGCCGCCAUGACUCCCGAGCAGCUCGAGGCUAUGACCAAGAUGAUGCCGGGCGGCGACAAGAUGAACCUGACGCCGGAGAUGGCCAAGAUGGCUGCUGAGAUGAUGAAGGGCAUGUCGGCGGAGGACCUUCAACGCAUGCAGGACAUGGCGCUCUCCAUGCGUGGAGGCCUAGCGGGCAGCACCAGCAACACCAGCGGAGCCGGGGAACGCAUUACCAAUGACAGCUCAUCCUCCGCUCCCAGUACCUCCACCACCGUCAGCCCAUCUGCAGCGCCAGCAGCAGCAGCAGCCCCGGCUGCGGGUAUGAUGCCGCCCGGUGGCUUCCCCUCCGGCAUGGCGCAGAUGGCGGCUGAGAUGAUGAAAAAUAUGAAGCCCGAGGACAUUGCGCGCAUGCAGGACAUGAUGGGCAAGAUGGGCGGCGGUGCGGGGGUUGCCGCUGCUGGUGCUGCUGGCAUGCCCGACCCCGCUUCCAUGGCCUCCAUGUUCUCCAACCCAAACAUGUCGGGUAUGAUGGAGUCGGCGGUGCAGAUGAUGAAGAGCAUGGACCCGGACACGCUGGCCAGCAUGAUGAUGUCCAGCGGCAUGUGCCGCGACCGGGCGCAGGCGGAGCUCAUGGCACGGCAGAUGGGCAACAUGUCGGAGACGCAGAUGCGCAUGAUGGUCAAGGCGGCAGCGGCGGUGCAGAGCGCGCGCGACAAGGGGCGGCGGGCGCUGGAGUGGGC